AUGGUAAGGUCCGGGGAGCGUUGCUGUAAAAAGAGACUUGGAGUGCAAGUUCAUAGUUCCUUGAAAGUCGAGUCCCGAGACAGAAAUUUGUAUGACCUUGUCUUUAUGCAGAAAGAUGAUGACAUAGAAGAAGGGGACCUACCAGAACACAAAAGAACUUCUCCGCCGAUAGACUUUUCCAAAAUUGAUCCCAGCAAUCCUGAAAACCUGCUGAAGGCAACCAAGAAAGGCAAGACCUUAAUGAUAUUUGUAACAGUGUCUGGGAAUCCCACUGAAAAGGACACUGAAGAGAUAACCAGUCUUUGGCAAGGCAGUCUGUACAAUGCAAACUAUGAUGUACAGAGGUUUGUUGUUGGUUCUGAUCGUGCCAUAUUCAUGCUGCGUGAUGGAAGCUAUGCUUGGGAGAUUAAAGACUUCCUUAUAAAUCAGGAGCGCUGUGUAGACGUUACUGUUGAAGGACAGACAUACCCCGGAAAGGCAGCAGAGAAAAAGAAGAAUGAAAUCAAGCCUGAUAAGAAAAAAGAUGCAACAGUUUCACAGAAAGGCAACCGAGCAAAUAAAAAUGAACUAUGACAUAGUUGAGUUAGAUGGUGUUCAAAAUGAAUAGAUGAAAUUCAUUUUUUUUGCAUUAGUUUCUUUUGAUGUUGAGAACUAUUAUUGAAUUGAUGGUGCUGGUUUUUACAGCUCACCAAAUCUUUUGGUGGUGAAACUGCAAUGUGAAAUCCACCUAACAAUUAUUCCAAAUAUACAGGUACUGCAUUGUUUCUGUGAGUUGCAGCCUUUUUUUAAAAAGCAAAAAUGGAAUUGCCUCUGUACAGUUGUAAACGUUAUAAAUCACAUUUGCUGCCAGUAUCUUUCACCUCUGCAUUAUAAAAUAUUUCUCUUCAUUUUGUAAUAAUUUAAACUUGACUACCAAUACAGAUUUUCUUCUGUGAUUUAAGUACUAUUUUGACACAUACCAUUAUUUUCUAUUGAUGCCUUUUGUGAGCAGUGAUGUGGUUUUUAAUUUCAAAAUGAAAUUCUUGAAAAUGCAGCAAGCAUGUAGUCCAUAUAGCUGUGUUACGUAUUUAAUUAAUUUCAGGAUAUUUCUGACAAUACUUGGGCAAGUUCUGUACUCUGUAUUUAAAUGUCUUCACUAUAUCGUCAGCCUUUGUGUUGACUCAGCUGAUUCUGCCCUGCAGCCAUGGUAUAUUUCGGUCUAUUUUCUACUGAGAGCAAAAAAGCAAUUCAUUUGUCAGUGACUUCAGUUUUUUUUUUAAAAGGAAAUCACUCAAAUUUCUACAUGACUUUUGUCCUGAACUGUAGAAGGGUGAUCCUGUUUCUUCUAAAUCGACGGAAGCCCCAACUCAGCCUCGUGUACGUACAAUAGUCAUUCAAUUGCUGUAGAAAGCGUCCAGAGCUUCAAAUAUGUUGCCUGAAUCUUACUGCUCACACUACCAGCUUUUACAAUGGUUUAGACUAUCAUUGUACUGAGUUUUACUAAUAAAACCUCACUUGUUCAAAGGAG
Molecule: messenger RNA, 1507 nt
Organism: Rhincodon typus (whale shark)
Lineage: Eukaryota; Metazoa; Chordata; Chondrichthyes; Orectolobiformes; Rhincodontidae
Gene: mesd
Product: mesoderm development LRP chaperone
Exons: 3
Coding region: 1-573 (190 amino acids)
Biological process (GO): protein folding
Molecular function (GO): low-density lipoprotein particle receptor binding
Source: RefSeq, a predicted model, not a curated record